Rhinichthys klamathensis goyatoka is the source of this 2580-nucleotide messenger RNA. Its product is annotated as extracellular calcium-sensing receptor. Bases 1 to 2580 code for a protein of 859 amino acids. Gene Ontology annotation, molecular function: G protein-coupled receptor activity. Lineage: Eukaryota; Metazoa; Chordata; Actinopteri; Cypriniformes; Leuciscidae. The record is from RefSeq and is a predicted model, not a curated record. Gene Ontology annotation, biological process: G protein-coupled receptor signaling pathway. Gene Ontology annotation, cellular component: membrane. The transcript is spliced from 6 exons.
AUGCUUGUCUUUGGGUUAUUGCUGCUCUGCAGCAUUAAAACAAAGGGGGAAAAGGCUAACUGUAGUAUUAUAGGGCAACCAGAGUACCCCCUGCUGUCCAAAGAUGGAGAAAUUAUCAUCGGAGGAGCUUUUUCUAUUCACAGCAAAAUAAAUUUGGAAAUGCCAUCAUUUACAGAAAUACCUCAUCGUCUAUUGUGCACCAGCCUUAAUUUGAGAGAAUUCCGCUUUGCUCAGACCAUGAUUUUUGCCAUUGAGGAAAUUAACACCAAUCAGAUGUUGCUCCCAAACAUUUCGUUUGGAUACCAAAUAUUUGACAGCUGUGGUUCCACAUUAGCCUCUAUGAGGUCAUCAAUGGCUCUGAUAAAUGGCCAGGAGUUGACAGCAGAACACACCUGCUCUGGAAAAACAGCAGUUAAAGCUAUUAUUGGAGAAUCUGAGUCUUCCUCAACCAUUGUACUGUCCAGAGCAACAGGGCCCUUCAAGAUUCCUGUGAUUAGCCAUUUUGCUACCUGUGCCUGCCUGAGCAACAGAAAGCAGUUUCCUUCUUUCUUCAGGACUAUUCCCAGUGAUUACUACCAGAGCAGAGCACUGGCUCAGCUAGUCAAACACUUCGGCUGGACAUGGGUUGGAGCAGUGAGAAGUGAUAAUGACUAUGGAAACAAUGGCAUGGCAACCUUUGUAGAGAUAGCCGAGAGAGAAGGAGUAUGCAUCGAGUAUUCAGAGGCCAUAUCGAGGACAAAUUCCAAAGAGAAGACCGCUAAGGUCGUUGAAGUAAUAAAAAAGGGCACUGCAAAAGUUCUUGUGGCAUUUCUGGCACAGGGUGAAAUGGAUGUGUUACUGGAGGAAAUUAUCAGUCAAAAUGUUACUGGGCUACAGUGGGUAGGCAGUGAAUCCUGGAUAACAGCGAGAUACUUGGCAACUGAAAGAAUUUCAAAAGUUCUUGGUGGAGCAGUUGGCUUUACAAUUAGCAAGUCAAAAAUCCCAGGGCUGAAAGAAUUUCUGCUUAAAGUUAAUCCAUCUCAGAACCCUUCAAAUGCUCUUCUGAGGGAAUUUUGGGAGAUGACAUUUGGAUGCCGUCUCUCUUCGACAAUCAGUUCUCAAUUUGAGUAUGAAAAAUUUUGUGAUGGAUCUGAAAAUCUGAGUAAUGUGAGUAAUGCGUUCACAGAUGUAUCUGAGCUACGGAUAUCAAAUAAUGUAUAUAAGGCAGUCUAUGCUGUAGCUUAUGCACUUCAUAACACAAUUGCUUGCAAAACCUCAAACAGUUCAUACAGUGAAAACAUAACAUGUGGAAAUAAGGAUUUAAUGGUUUCCAGUCAAGUACUGCAUUCCCUUCAAAAUGUGAAUUUCACAAUGGCUUCCGGUCAGACAGUAUACUUUGACCAAAAUGGAGACCCUAUGGCAAGAUAUGAGCUAAUAAACUGGCAGAAAAACAGAGCAGGGGAAACAAAUUUUAUCACUGUAGGACACUAUGAUGCCUCACUACCCAGUGAACAGCAGUUUGUCAUGAAUUCUAUCAAUAUAGUUUGGGAAGGAGACAGUUACACGAAACCGAGCUCAGUGUGCAGUGAGAGAUGCCAGCCAGGUUUCAGACAAGCUGUGAUCAAAAGGAGACCAGUAUGCUGCUUUGAAUGUUUGCGGUGCCCUUCUGGAGAAAUCAGCAACACUACUGAUUCUGCUGAAUGCGUCAAAUGUCCUUUAGAGUACUGGUCAAACGAAAACCACAGUAUGUGUGUUCUUAAGAAGGUGGAGUUCCUUUCAUUCGAGGAAAACAUGGGAAUUCUGUUGACUGCAUUCUCAUUAACCGGGGUGUCUUUAACAAUUGCAGUAGCACUGGUGUUUUACAACUUCAUAGACACGCCUCUUGUGAAGGCCAGCAAUGCAGAGCUGAGCUUCCUGCUUCUCUUCUCAUUGUCUCUGUGUUUUCUUUGUUCACUUACUUUUAUUGGUCGGCCUACUGAGUGGUCCUGUAUGUUGCGUCACACAGCAUUCGGGAUCACUUUUGCCCUUUGUAUGUCUUGUGUUCUGGCAAGGACCAUAGCAGUGGUAAUGGCUUUUAAGGCCACAGUGCCUGGAUCAAGUGUCCCUCAGUGUUCACUGCCCUUACAAAGAAUUAGCGUUUUCUGUUGUACUCUUUUUCAGGUAAUAAUAUGUAUCACGUGGCUGGUAUUAGCCCCUCCAAUGCCAUUUAAAAAUAUUACUCAUUCAUUAGAUAAAAUAAUAGUAGAAUGUGAUCUAGGCUCAGCUAUCGGUUUCUGGGCUGUACUGGCAUAUAUUGGGUUGCUCUCUGUCCUAUGUUUCAUUUUGGCUUUUCUGGCUCGAAAGCUGCCAGAUAACUUCAAUGAAGCCAAAUUCAUCACAUUCAGUAUCCUUAUUUUUUGUGCUGUUUGGAUCACAUUUAUCCCAGCCUAUAUCAGUUCUCCUGGAAAAUUCACUGUAGCUGUGGAGAUAUUUGCCAUCUUAGCUUCUAGUUUUGGUUUGUUAUUCUGUAUAUUUACACCAAAGUGCUACAUUAUCUUACUCAAGCCAGAUCAAAACACAAGGAAACAUAUCAUGGGCAAAACCCAUAAUAAAUCACAAUAA